This is a messenger RNA of Sphenostylis stenocarpa, 1698 nucleotides long. NCBI's taxonomy places the organism in Eukaryota, Viridiplantae, Streptophyta, Magnoliopsida, Fabales, Fabaceae. The record is from the annotation of a GenBank genome assembly.
AUGGGAGUAAUAAAGGAUGGAACAAUCUCAGGGGUUGUAUCAGAACCUCGAGGAUUUUUGGUGCAUUAUCCUGCUUAUCCUUCGUCUAUCUCUCGAGCUGUUGACACUCUUGGCGGAAUUCAAGGCAUCGUCAAGGCUCGCAGUUCACAAUCAAACAGAUUAGAGUUCCGUUUCCGUCCCGAAGACCCGUAUUCACACCCUGCAUUUGGGGAGCUUCGUCCCACCAACUCUCUGCUUCUCAAAAUUUCGAAAAGAAAGUCUCCAUGUGUUCAUGAUGUCGGAGAAGCUUCCAGCAGCUCCGGAGUGAAAAAUGGGGAGCAAGAAAAUCAACCGGAAAGUGAGCGCAAUCAAGAGGAAAGUCUGUGUGCUGAUAUCUUUGCUCGAGUUUCCGAAGCUUAUUUUUUUGAUGGAAUGGCGGACUACCAGCAUGUGAUUCCUGUUCAUGCUGAUGUUGCCCGGAGGAAGAAGCGUAACUGGUCAGAGCUGGAAGAACCGCAUUUUGAUAAGGGUGGUUUCAUGGAUCCGGAUCAUGAGGAAGUUAUGAUUAUAGUGCCUCCAAUUUUUGCUCCAAAAGAUGUGCCAGAAAAUUUAGUCUUGAGACCAGCUGCUGUGCCAAGUUCAAAAAAGAAACAAGAGGAAGUUGUACAAGACCAUUUUGAGAUAGACACGGAGAUGGAGCCAAUUCCUAAAAAGGUGAAUUGGGAGGAAUACAUACCACAAGGCUCAGAUCAGUGGGAGUCACAGAUGGUUGUAUCUAGAAUGUUUGAUGAGCGACCUAUAUGGUCCAAAAAUUCGCUUACUGAACGCCUGCUCAAUAAGGGCUUAAGCUUUUCGCAUGGCAUGCUCCGAAGGCUUCUAUCUAGAAUUUCUUACUACUUUUCCAGUGGCCCAUUUCUAAGGUUCUGGAUCAAGAAAGGAUAUGAUCCACGCAAAGAUCCCAAUUCUCGCAUUUAUCAAAGAAUUGAUUAUCGAGUACCUGUCCCAUUACGAGGCUACUGUGAUGCUAAUUCAGCCAAUAAAUCAAAACAUAAAUGGGAGGAUAUAUGUGCCUUUCGUGUUUUCCCUUACAAGUUCCAGACUUCCUUACAGUUUUUUGACCUUGUUGAUGAUUAUAUUCAAUCAGAAAUACAUAAGCCUCCACUCCGAGCAACUUGCACUUUUGGAACUGGGUGGUUCUCACAGCACAUGAUCAAUUGUAUCCGACAACGUCUUAUGGUGCGAUUCCUAUCAGUAUUUCCCAAGCCUGGUGCUGAGAAUUUACUCAAAGCUGCUACUUUAAAGUUUGAAAAAUUGAAGAGGGAGAGCUACAGGCAUGCCAUGAAGCUCGAUGGAGAAGAAUGCCAACAAUCUAAUACAGAUUUGGAAGAGCAUGAAGAACUUGACAACGGUGAAGAUGAAGAGGAGACAGCUGAGGGUAAUGAUAGUGAAGAAGAAUGGGAAGAAGAACUUGAUUUGGCUGGAGAUAUUCAAAUGCCUCUGCCGCCUCAGUUUCAUCAAGGCUCUCCCAACUGGCAUUUUCGAAUUCCUUUACAAUAUUCAGACAUGAACAUUGAGAAUAUUUCAAGGACUCAUUUACAGGAACUUUUUGGCAGCUUCCGUCCUAAUGAAAUUGACGGUGCCUUUGGGCAAGCUAAUGGAAGCGACGAAGAAUAUCACAUAUACGAAGAAGAUAGUGAGGAAAAUUACUCCGAUGAAUGA